Molecule: messenger RNA, 3811 nt
Organism: Xenopus laevis (African clawed frog)
Lineage: Eukaryota; Metazoa; Chordata; Amphibia; Anura; Pipidae
Gene: shisa6.S
Product: shisa family member 6 S homeolog
Exons: 9
Coding region: 956-2719 (587 amino acids)
Biological process (GO): regulation of short-term neuronal synaptic plasticity
Cellular component (GO): postsynaptic density; postsynaptic membrane; AMPA glutamate receptor complex
Source: RefSeq, a predicted model, not a curated record
GCAGUGUUUCAAGCCUCUAGUUGCAAAUAUAGAUCCUAUAGAUCUCCUAUAGACCAGGGACAGACACGCAGUGUUGGAAAUACACUACAAGCCCCAGCAUCUCCUGUGUUUUUAGGAUAUCACUAUAGAAACAUGCUGAAAUUCCACAGCUUUCUUAAGCUGCCUGGGUAGGAUUAGAUUGCCUGGGCUUGCACUGCAUCCGCAUCCCUUUCUGAUUUAGGGUCACUUGUAUCCUUAUUACUGAGGUCAUGCUAUACUCUGGCAUUGUCUGUGUCGGUGCCCAUUCCUCUAAGAGGUGGAUAUUUGCAUCAUCACCAGACCAAAAGCCCUUGCACAUCCAGUGUGUCUGGAUUGGCUGCAGUGGAAGAUCCGGGCUCCUGUAGAGUAGAGGCACCAAAACAGCAAGACCCAGAGCUCCCCAUCACUAAUUGUCCUAGAGUUAGCCUGUUCUUUAACUGGUGACGCCUGAAUGAAUUGAUGCUUGAGAGCAGGGCUCGCUCUCUCUCUGUCGGCUGUGGGCGGACUUGCAUUCAGAUCCUCUCCUCCUUAGAAGUGCAGGCAGAAGGGUUUUCUGUUCAUUCAGGAGAAGCCUUAACAUCUGCAGUACCAAGCAGCAAUGUGGCGCUUGGUAAAUACAUGAUCUGCAGGAGUCAACAUGAUCACCAGUCACAGGGCUUUGUACCCAACGCACUUCUUUUUGUGCUCUAUGGUGAAAUGCAUCUCCAACAGGAAGGCUAAGGUACAACCUGAAAGGCAGUAUGUGUGACAAUCUGGCAUUCCAAUAUGUCAUCUCUGUCUGAGGAAGGCAAGCUGGAUUAAUGGCUAUCAUCUGGCUAGAAGGGCCAAUGGAUGUAAGAUUGUAUUGAUCAUCAACUUUUAGUUGGUUUAGCCAUAAAAGAUCUAAAAGAAGAUCCUUUAGUAAAAGUUUAGCCACAAUCCUGGAUAUCAGUUGACCAUGAGGUGGCAUCUCUUGCUACUUCUUGUGAUCUGCCUAUAUCUUGUAGGCUUCCUGGACCAUUGUGAAGCUGUGGCAAAGACUAAAGGUAACAAAAAUGCAGGACCUGCCAAAAAAACUGCCAACCCCCCUAAAGGGAAGGACGUCAACAAUACAGCCGUGCCUCCGGUUGUCACCACCAGAAGGGUGAAACCUCCUGUUGUGGUAGCCUAUGACAAAUGCAUGGGCUACUACGAUGUCAGCGGUCAGUGGGACAAAGAGUUUGACUGCAACCACACUGCUUACCGGUACUGCUGUGGAACAUGCUCAUUCCGAUUCUGCUGUGACACAAAAACCAAGAGACUGGAUCAAGUUUCUUGCAAGAAGCCAGUGUGGACUGCAACCACCAGCACUGAUGUCAUUGAGUCCAUGGAGGAAGAGGCCUACGACCCUCGCAAUGACAAGACCAACACAACUGUAUACAUCACAGGUGGCGUGAUCGCAUUCAUUUUUAUUCUGGGGGUCUGUGCCAAAAUAGCUUAUGACAAAGCAAGAAAUCCUCCCCGGGAAAUGAACAUUCACAGGGCUUUGGCGGAUAUUUUGAUACAACAAGGACCGAUCCCCAUACCACACUGCGAGAGAGAGGCCAUUUCUGCUGUUGAUAAUUCCCCCAAGGAGAACACUCCCGCCAGAUCCUCGAAAAAUCACUACACACCAGUUAGGACUUCCAAGACCAACCAUGGAACAGCCUCGCGGCGUUUCUCCGAUGUUCCCACGAGCAUGGAACCACCAGCUCCCCUGAACACCAUAGGAGGACACUAUGGGAAGGAUAUAUAUCGUAGUGGAGGUCCCGAUCUUCACAAUUUUAUUUCCUCCGGCUUUGUGACCUUAGGACGAGGACAUGUCAAGGCCGGACCCCAAAACUUCACCCACUGGAGCCCUGAUGUCAUCAGAAGCUGCAAGAGAGAGAAGAGGAAGAAUCAGGAAGGAGCGGGAGACCAUCAGCAAAACUACAAUCACCUUGUUCUCAACAGUUCGUCCCAGACACCCACUAACGAGAAACCUCGGAUGAACAACAUCCUGACCUCAGCCACAGAGCCAUAUGAUUUGUCCUUCUCCAGAUCAUUCCAAAACCUCUCCCAUCUCCCACCAUCCUACGAGUCGGCCGUCAAGACCAAUCCAAGUAAAUAUUCCUCUCUGAAGAAAUUAACUGAUAAAGAGGCUGAUGAAUAUUAUACGAGAAGACGGCAUCUUCCCGAUUUGGCAGCCAGGGGAACACUUCCUAUUAAUGUUAUUAAAAUGACUCAGGACCAGUCUAACCACCGGGAAAGGCCAAGAAGGCCAGUACGUGCAAUGUCUCAGGACAGGGUUUUGUCUCCUGAAAGAGCCAUGCCUGAAGAAGGAUACGGAAUGCCCUAUGACCGAAUCCUAUCAGAUGAGCAGCUUUUGUCAGCGGAACGCCUUCAUUCCCAAGACCCUCUGCUUUCACCAGACAAGGCAAUGACGCUUAAAAGGUCAGAUUUUCAAGAAAAGUCGAUGUCAAGAGCCAUCUCCCAAACAGAUGUCUUUGUUUCUACUCCUGUCCUGGAUCGCUAUAGGAUGACAAAAAUGCACUCUCAUCCCAGUGCCUCAAAUAACUUGUAUAAUACAUUGGCUGCGAACCAAACCGCAGCCAAACGGCAGGCCUUUGCAUCCCGACGACACAACACGGUGGAGCAGCUGCAUUAUAUUCCAGGACACCACCAACAGUACCGCACAGCUAGCAAAACAGAAGUGACAGUUUGAUAGGACAUUGCAGACUUAAAAUUAUCCUUACAGACUGAAGAAGUCCAUGGACAACACAUGUCAGUGGCCUUGUAGGCCAAGAAGACCUCUUACAUCCCAUUGGUCAUUCCAUGUUCAUUCCUUGUUGUAUUUAUAUUAAAAGAGAACCCAUGAGGAUUUUUGGAAGAGAAUGUCUUAACCUUCAUAUAUUGGACAAAAAAAGGGUCAGAUGUUUUUUUUUACCCUUAUCAUUCAAGGGCUUUUUCCUGCAUUGACUCAAAUACCAACCAGCUACAGAACAAAACAAAUCAUUCUUUGCAGGUUGCUACAGAAGAAUACUAAGUGCCCAGAAAAAAUAAAAAACAAUUCAUCAACAGUAAUAUUUAGCUAAAAACAUUACGAUUCUUGAUGGCCACUGGACAAAACUUGUAGCCCACAUCCCUGCCAUGACCAAACUUAGAUUACAUAUAUCUCUUUGCAUUUCUUUUUUUUAUGCUGCACCUGGCAUUAUUCAAUGGAUAUCCUGCAUUAACAGCAUUUUUCUUGUGGAGGUCAUGAACAGCUCAACGUUGUGAUCAAGAUGACUUAAAUUGGAGUAGGGUAAUAGUGAAAAAAAGAAAAUAUACUAGUGCCUAUUAAUCGUCUUUAAUGUAGGAAUUAGUGUGUGUUUCUCAAUAAGCACAAUACUACUAAUCCAUCUCAUUGUACUUUCAUUCUAUUUUUACAGAAAUCUGAGUUGUAGAUAGACUUUAAGUAGGAAAAUAAAACAGUUCUCAAUGUUGCAGCUCAGCUUGUUGCCAAUAUACAAACACGGCGUAAGUAAUGUAACACUACAUACAUCAACCCCCAAAUACAGUGAUUUCAUAUUUGUUUUUUUAUUUGUACAAUGUUUUCCCAUCAUUGAAACCCCUAAAGCAGCUUUUCAAAGAACCCUAUCGAAAGCCUCUAUCUGAGGUCUGAAGGGAUCUUUAUCCCCACCACGCAGAACUAGGACUACAAUUUUCAACUUCCCAUUACCCUCAUUGAAGGAGAAGCUAGCAAAGCAGUUUAUUGCCAAUAGAUUAGCCACAAUAAUGCAAGCUAUAAGACUAUAUUUAUUCUGUAGAAUGCUUU